Messenger RNA from Necator americanus (New World hookworm), 750 nucleotides. RefSeq lists its product as uncharacterized. The coding region runs from base 1 to 750 and encodes 249 amino acids. The transcript is spliced from 6 exons. The record is from RefSeq and is a predicted model, not a curated record. NCBI's taxonomy places the organism in Eukaryota, Metazoa, Nematoda, Chromadorea, Rhabditida, Ancylostomatidae.
AUGGAAGGAAAAUCCGGAGCCACCCCUGAGCGUUCACGUGGCAAGUCUUCCGACAGCUCAAGAUCGUUUGUUGAAAAAAUCGCUGCAAUACCAGUCCUCGUUCGGUUCACCAUUCUAGUUUACAUAUUCUUCUUCAUCUUUACUGCACUUAUCGUUCCGCUAUUCUGCAGACCCGAUAUGAUGAAGUACUGUGAGAGCGGCAUUUCAGUACGAGAACAAUUCAUCCUUCUGUAUCAUAUAAACGCUCUGCGCAUGGAUGUCGCCUCUGGAAAACAGAAGACUGGAUCCGGACAACAGCCACAUUUGCCUUCAGCAGCAGCUAUGUACAAACUGCAAUGGAGCUGUGUUCUGCAAGAGGAAGCUUACACGCACGCUUCUAAAUCGAAAAUUGACGAAACAAAACCUGCUAAAAAUGUAUAUGAAUACGUAGAAAUUUCCAAAUCGUCAUUAUGGCAAGUUAGUGAGAACGCAGUCGCGGAUGUGCGAAGCAAGUUAAUGGUGCUGACAAAUCUCCAGAUGAACGAAAAACAGCUUCUAAUCGACACAUCUACUCACAUUGGAUGCGCUCUAAUCAAACAAGCAGGAGUUCAAAAGCUUACUUGUGUACUUGAAAGCAUGGUUGGAGCUAAUAAAACAGGAGAUGAAGCCUAUGUGGUUGGUCCAGCAGGUUCAAAAUGUCCCUAUAGGUCACUGGAACCCGGCAUGCCAUUGUGCAUUUAUGUGGCACAUAAACAAAAGCCAAAAGAAUAA